AUGGCAGCGCUCCCAACCCCGUUCUACUGCCUCUGGCAGAAGGAACACUCGUCCUUAGGCUCCAAGGUCCUCGACCUCCUCCCAAAGCGCGACCUCGCCUCCCUCCGCCUCGCCAACUCCGCCUGCUGCAACAUCGCCACGAAACCCCUCUUCAAGCGCAUCCGCGUCACCUUCUCCGCAAACACCUUCACCAAGCAGUCCCGUAUCCAGGCCCUCGCCCGCGUCGGCCACCACGUCGAGCACCUGCACUUCCACUUUGCCCACUCUGAGGCCACCUUCCUCCCGCCCCUCGUCCACCCCAUCACCGGCCGCGAGAUCUGCUUCCUCUACACACCACACACGAGCAUGGCCUCGGUCCUGGCCCGGCCAAAGUACGCCAACACAGAGCUCGGCGAGAUCCUGACCCAGCAGUACCCGCCCCUCUUCCACGCCGCCACCAACGUCCCAAGCUUCAUCAACGCCAUGCGCUACCUCGUCAACAUCCGCCACCUGACCAUUCGCUGCCCGGGCCAGGACCCGCAGGAGCGCUACCGCCGCGACAUCGUCGACUAUGCCAUCAUGAGCCUGCGCAUCGCCGUCGAGCGCGCGCCCCUCGAGCGCCUCGAGAAGCUCUCCCUCUCCGGCAUGCACCCCUCGGCCUUCAACUACCUCCGCCACGUCCCCGGCUUCGGCGCCGUGCCCUCGGCGGGCCGCCGCUGGAAGCAGAUCCGCAAGCUCAACAUCUCCGUCGAGGCCUGGGACUUCUAUGGCCCCUCCCCCGGGCUCGACCACCUCAAGAUCAUAGACGACUACAUCCGCCAGUUCUCCGGCACGCUCGAGAAGCUGCACUUCACCUGGCUGGGUCCCAAGGGGCCGUGCCCCAUCGCCCUCGCCGCCGACCCGCUGUUCGCGCCACCAAGGCAGUGCAAGAAGCUCUUCAACGAGGUGACGUCGCCCAUGUCGCCGCUGCCGCCCGCGCCGAGCCGUAAGCCCAUGCACUUCCCGCGCCUGCGGUACAUGCAAGUGCGCAACGCCACCAUGACGGCUAGCCAGCUGUCGGAUCUGGUCGACGCCCACCAGAAGACGGUCAAGGAGUACGACUUUGACAACGUCGUGCUCAUCAACGGCGGCGACUGGGACGAGGCCCUGGCGCCGCUCAUGGAGCCCGCCAGCGGCAGCAGCAGCGACAUCUGGUCCCAGCACUCACGGACCAACUCCGAGGCCGAUAGCCUCCACUCGGUCGAGGCGUCCCACGACGACGACCUCCCCUCGCCGUCCGCCGCGGCGGCCGCUGCCACUCGAGAACUACUCGACUUUGACCUCGGCAGUGAAUUAUACGUUGACGACGAGUACGACCCGUACGACCCGUACGAGGGCCUCGACGAGGAUCUGGCAUCAGACCUCGCGGCCGCCAAGGAGGCCAGCACCUCCUUCAGCACAAUACUCAAGAAGAAGCGCGUCCAUCGGCGCAGGAAGCACCGCAAGGACGACGGCGGUGGCGGGAAGGAGGGCUCCUCGUCACGGCAUCACGGGAGCCGGAGCCACAGCCGCCACCGCAAGCACAGACACCACAGGGAACAGCCCCCCGUGCCCGAGGAGGACGACGUCUUCUUCCGCCCGUCGACCCCUGUACCCAACAUCACGGCGCCCAUCCAGGACAUGUCCCCGCAUCCCGUCCUGCUGCAGCCUGCCGUGUACGACCCCAGCGCGAACCGAUACACGAGCCCGGAGGACGGUAUUUCCUCGGUGCAACGGAACAUCGAGCAAGAGGAGGCGCACCGCAUGCUGGCCGAGGACGCGGCGAUGCGGGUCAGCGCUCUGCGCAAGGCCAAGGCGGCGGUGCUGAUGAAGCUGACCAAGGAGUUCACGCGCAAGGGCACUCCGGCGCCCGCGGCAGGGAGGGACAACUGCGGGCUGCAGAUGCGGCUGAGGGAAGGGCUGUUUGGGAGGAGCUUUGUGAGUGUGUUACCCGACGACCGAACCAUGUCGAGUCAGUCGGCAAUAGUCCCGCUCAUGGUGAUGCGGUAG
Messenger RNA from Colletotrichum graminicola M1.001, 2007 nucleotides. RefSeq lists its product as uncharacterized. The transcript has a single exon. The coding region runs from base 1 to 2007 and encodes 668 amino acids. The record is from RefSeq and is a predicted model, not a curated record. NCBI's taxonomy places the organism in Eukaryota, Fungi, Ascomycota, Sordariomycetes, Glomerellales, Glomerellaceae.